AUGGGUCUCAGGAACUGGGAGGACCAGAGAAACGAUCCAGAAGACAUGCGCGCAGCAAGAUACUACGGCCAGGAAGAUAUUCGGAUUGAGGAUGUGGACGAGCAGAAAUGCGGCGCGGGACAAGUUCGAGUCGCCCCCGCCUUCGUAGGAAUAUGCGGCACAGAUCUCCAUGAAUAUCUCGGCGGUCCAACCUUCGCUCCGAGGACACCACACCCGUGCACCAACGACACGAUACCCAUCACCCUAGGUCACGAAUUCUCAGGAACCAUCACUGAGGUGGGCUCAGGUAACUCGGCCUUCACAGUAGGCCAGAAUGUAGUCGUUCAACCAACAAUAUUUUGCGGUACCUGCGAAGCAUGCAAAGCGGGAUCGGAGAAUGUAUGCUACAACGGCGGCUUCAUUGGACUCUCCGGAGGCGGAGGCGGCCUCAGUGAAUCUGUUGUCGUGCCUGAAGGGUCAGUGCUGAGCCUACCGAACAACGUACCUCUCGAUAUUGGUGCUUUGGUCGAGCCCUUGAGUGUUGCAUGGCAUGCUGUAUCCGCGGCUCCCAUAACGCCCGACUCGGUCGUCAUGAUCCUGGGUGGUGGACCGAUUGGCCUUGCCAUUGUGCAAUGCCUUGUUGCAAUUGGCACACGAAAAAUUAUUGUCAGCGAGAUAUCAGGCGCACGUCAGCGUUUUGCAAGAGAGUUUGGGGCACAUCAUGUGAUAUGCCCCAAGACGUAUGACGUUGUGCAAAUGGGAAAGGUGCUUAGCGACAGCGAUGGGCCGGACGUGGUGUUCGAUUGCGCGGGCGUACCUGCUAGCCUCACGACGGCAUGCAAAGCUGUCAAAGCUCGAGGCACGGUGGUGAAUGUGGCUAUCUGGGAGAGAGAAGUGCCGUUCAACCCGAAUCUGCUGGUUUUCCGAGAAGCAAAGUAUACGGCUGUGUUGGGCUAUCAGAAACAAGACUUCCAAGCGGUGAUUGACCUUUUGGCUACCGGAAAAUUGCAGCCGAGAAAGAUGAUCACUAGCAAGAUACAGCUUGAAGAUCUCGUUGAACACGGCAUCAAGGCCCUCAUCAACGAUAAAGAGAGUCAUGUCAAAAUAUUGGUAGAGGUCGGCGGGAUGAGCCGUAUAGACUCCGCUAUACAUUAG
Messenger RNA from Pyrenophora tritici-repentis Pt-1C-BFP, 1134 nucleotides. RefSeq names its product Tdh, Threonine dehydrogenase and related Zn-dependent dehydrogenase. Gene Ontology annotation, biological process: butanediol biosynthetic process. NCBI's taxonomy places the organism in Eukaryota, Fungi, Ascomycota, Dothideomycetes, Pleosporales, Pleosporaceae. The record is from RefSeq and is a predicted model, not a curated record. Gene Ontology annotation, cellular component: cytoplasm. Gene Ontology annotation, molecular function: (R,R)-butanediol dehydrogenase activity.